CUGUGCAGGCCUUUAGCAUUCCAGUACCUGAACGAGAUCGUCACCAAACCUUCCUACGAACCCUGGAUUUGUGAAGAAACGAGCGAACAGGUUGAAGUGGAAGUUGAACUUGGGCAAAAGGAUUUGGAGCUGUGCGUAAACGAUUUAGUCCAUGCUGCUGCCUACCGUCUGUCUCCGAUGGCCCAUUCGCUGUUGUGUCCACGUGACAUGCUUGGAGUGCACAGCUCAGAAAUGCUGCAGCAGUUUUCUCAUGAGCACCUUAUUGCGAAAUCGAACGCCCUGGUCGGCGUUGGAGUCGAACAUGAUUUGCUGAUGUACCUUGCUUCCGAAAUACUGUCCCUCGCUGAGGGUGACCCCUCGAAACCAGUGCCUGCCGUCUAUUAUGGCGGUGAGCGCUUCCAGGAAACGAAUAGUUCCCAAACGUAUUUCGCAUUGGCCCAUCAUGGCGUGAGCUUAAAGGAACCGAAAGACGCGAUUUGUCAAAUACUGCUGUGCAGAAUCCUCAGCGACAAGUCGCGAACUGUCUUGAAGGACGGUGGUCAGUCGAGACUUAUGAAGGCAUUUGGCAAAUACAACUUCAAGCCCUUUGAAGUGUCGUCAUUGAAUUACCUGUACUCGGACACAGGAUUGUUCGGAGUAAGCGGCUCGUGUCAUGCUUCAGACAGUCACGAUUUCAUCUUGGCCGUUAUGAACGAGUUGGAGCUCUUUGGCGAAAAAGAACCUUCUAAAAAAGAGCUGGACCUUGCCAAGCAGAAAGUCAUAGCAGAUUUAAUCAUGCAGUCAGAAAACAUGAAGCAGUUCUCUCAGAACUUUGCCACACAAGUGAUUGAACGGAAGCACGACGUUUUCACGAACGAUGAGAUCACGAAACUUGUUGAAUCCAUUCAACCGAGCGACAUGGUUCAGGUAAGAGACCUUUCUGUGUGA
Molecule: messenger RNA, 927 nt
Organism: Soboliphyme baturini
Lineage: Eukaryota; Metazoa; Nematoda; Enoplea; Dioctophymatida; Soboliphymatidae
Source: the annotation of a GenBank genome assembly